UAUGGGCAAGGAAGUGUUCAGUCAACUCCAGAGGACCAACGAUCCACAACACAAGACUGCAUCUGUCAACCAUGAGGGUCAUCAGCAUCGGUCCAGACCCAUCUCUGGCAUAUCGGCCAAAUCUGGAGAAGAAUGAAACCAAAGAGAAGGAAGAUUACAGAAACUUUGAGAGUGGAAGCCUAAUUGACCGUGUGUUCAACACAUACAAGCUAAUGCACACUAACCAGACGCUGGACUUUGUAAAACAAAGGCACUAUGAAUGGACCGGGUGCAACCACACUCGGAUGGGGAUGAUGGACGCCAUCAUGUCCCUAGACCAGCUGGUGGACGAGUCUGAUCCUGAUGUGGACUUCCCCAACUCCUUCCACGCCUUCCAGACUGCUGAGGGCAUCCGCCAAGCACACCCAGACAAAGACUGGUUCCAGUUGGUGGGUCUGAUCCAUGAUGUUGGGAAGACAAUGGCUCUUUGGGAUGAACCCCAGUGGGCUGUCGUAGGCGACACCUUCCCAGUGGGCUGCAAGUUUCAAAACUCCAUUGUGUUCAGAGACAGUACCUUCCAGGAUAACCCAGAUGACAAAAAUCCCAGCUACAAAACUGAACAUGGCAUCUAUGAACCAAACUGUGGGCUCGACAGUGUGCUAAUGUCCUGGGGCCAUGAUGAGUAUCUCUACAGAGUUAUGAAGUUCAACAACUGCUCUAUUCCUGAGGAGGGGUUGUACAUGAUUCGCUUCCAUUCAUUCUACCCCUGGCACUCUCAUGGAGACUACAUGCAACUGUGCAAUGACAAAGACCUGCGCAUGCUGCCCUGGGUUCAAGAGUUCAACAAAUUUGACCUCUACACAAAAACCACUGAUCUGCCCGACGUCGACAAUCUGAAGCCGUACUACCAGUCCCUAAUAGACAAGUACUGUCCUGGAAUACUGAAUUGGUGAACGAGACAACACAGAUAUGUUGUCAGAAAACAGCUAAUACACAUAUAUUACUGAUCACUGAAUAUAUUUCUAUCAACUAUCUACUCAGAAUAUAACUAUCUAUAUCUUACACUGUUAUUAAAGAAACAUAUCAUGAUUGUUACAGAUUUUCAACAAAAAUAAAUUCCAGAGAAGCCUUUUUAUUUUACUGUAUUUUAAUGUUAUAAAAAACAUUUUAAAAGUACUACAAUUUGCGUGAGGUUUCAUUUCUAAUACUGGCAGAAACAAAAGACAACUUUGUGGAAAAAAGGAAAAAGUGCAGACUUCUUUUAGUUCUGUACAUACAGCAAAAGACCACAGUGACAAUAUACCUUAUGCAAACACACAAACGCAACACAAACAGGAGACAAAGAGAAACAUGAACAACACACAUUUACUCUCUUGAAACAGAACCCACCUUAUAUAUUUAAUUUAAUAUUUCUCUCUACUUUCAAAAUGAUUUGUUCUGCAGACUAGAUUUCAUUUUGUUCAACUGAAGUCAGAACCAACCAGGUUGUUUCUGAUGUAGACAACUGAUAUAGAGUAUGAACAAUGCACUGCAGUAAAGUGGCAAACAUUUGAAGGCAAAUUAACUUAAUUUAAUAUAACUGGCUGAUCUGGAAAUACAAAUAUACACAGAACAAUUCCUUUGGCCAUUUUGGUUUUUAUGAAGGCAGGUGGUGAUAACGGCGAUCUACCUUUUCAAAACUUUCUUUUUCCGAGGUUCUCAUCUUUUUCUUUCCUGUCUUCUU
Messenger RNA from Morone saxatilis (striped sea-bass), 1702 nucleotides. RefSeq names its product myo-inositol oxygenase (gene miox). The record is from RefSeq and is a predicted model, not a curated record. Bases 72 to 932 code for a protein of 286 amino acids. Gene Ontology annotation, biological process: inositol catabolic process. NCBI's taxonomy places the organism in Eukaryota, Metazoa, Chordata, Actinopteri, Moronidae. The transcript has 10 exons. Gene Ontology annotation, molecular function: inositol oxygenase activity; iron ion binding. Gene Ontology annotation, cellular component: cytoplasm.